AUGGUGCAGCAGCCGAUGGUCGAGUGGCUCUUCCUCAUCUUCAUCUCCAUCGCUUAUUUCGUCCUCAUGAACCUCAUCACAGCAGUUAUAGUCGAGCACGCCUUCAGCAUAGCCAAGGAGGAUGAUGAGCACCACGCUAUCGAGAUGGAGAGGAACAGAGCGAGAGAGGCUGCUGAGCUCGGAUACCUAUUCACAGAGUUGGACACUGAUGGCAGCGGCGAGCUGAGUCGCGAGGAGUUCGAGGAAGCUCUACGAGGCCGCCGAGUUGUCCAUAAGUUAGCCUUGCUGGAUGUGGAUGCGCAUGAGCUCCAGGAGGUGUGGCAUAUGCUGGCCAAGGGUGAUGGUAGUUUGUCGGUGGAAGAGUUCACCAUGGGGAUGAGGAAGAUGCGGGGGGAAGCCCAAAGCAAAGAUGUCCUCCUAUGCUUGAAUCACUUGAGGCGCUUGGAAACCAAAGUUGACAGGAUUAUGGCGGCAAUCGAUGGUAUUGAUGAACUCAUAAGCCAACUGACAGAGGGCAAGCUGCCAGCAGUAGCGCUGGGGUGUAUGUGA
Molecule: messenger RNA, 549 nt
Organism: Perkinsus marinus ATCC 50983
Lineage: Eukaryota; Perkinsozoa; Perkinsida; Perkinsidae
Exons: 5
Coding region: 1-549 (182 amino acids)
Molecular function (GO): calcium ion binding
Source: RefSeq, a predicted model, not a curated record